Molecule: messenger RNA, 3079 nt
Organism: Aquila chrysaetos chrysaetos
Lineage: Eukaryota; Metazoa; Chordata; Aves; Accipitriformes; Accipitridae
Gene: CDH17
Product: cadherin 17
Exons: 17
Coding region: 22-2526 (834 amino acids)
Biological process (GO): cell-cell junction assembly; cell morphogenesis; multicellular organism development
Cellular component (GO): catenin complex; adherens junction; plasma membrane
Molecular function (GO): cadherin binding; calcium ion binding
Source: RefSeq, a predicted model, not a curated record
UGAAGCAAAGCAUAUUCUAGUAUGUGUAAGCUGUGUGGACUUCAAUUUCUGCUUGUCAUCCACUCGGCUCUAUGCCAGAAUUUGGGGGACCUGCAUGUAACUGGGCCUCUGAAGGACAUGAAUUUCUCUGUUCCAGAAGGAGGGGGAGUGCGCGUCAUUUACCAGUUCACAUCUGAGCCACCUGCUGUGAGUUUCAGAGCAACUGGUGAAAAAGACGGAAUAAUUGACAUUGUGCCGAAGACAGGUGUCCUGUACCUCAGUGGGUCUCUGGACUGGGAGACCAAAACAGUGCACAGGCUGCAGGUGGAAAGUCUGGAUGAAAAGGGAAACGUAGUGAAAGGUCCAUAUGCUGUUACAAUACAUGUGGAGGAUAUCAAUGACAACCCACCAGAAUUUGACCAGAUAAAGUACACCGGAGUAGUGAGGCAGAACUCCCGUCCAGGCAAGCCCUUCAUGCACGUCCACGCCACUGACCGCGAUGACCCUACAACUCCCCAUGCACAGCUGACGUACAGCAUUCUCCAUCAUUUUCCCAACCCUUAUACAGAAAUGCUUUUCCAGAUCAAUAAUGUAACUGGAGCAAUCUCACCAAGUGUGACGGGCUCUUAUUACUUAGAUCCUCAAAAGCAGGACACCUUCACACUCGUCGUCACCGUGAAGGACAUGGCAGGGAUGACAAUGAAUGCUUUCACCAGCAGUGCUGAUGUGAUCAUUACUGUGAAGGAGAGCCUGUGGAAAGCUCCCCCCACUAUCCGCAUCCAAGAAAACUCAACCCAGAUCUACCCUGUCAACAUCAGCCAGGUGCAUUCAAAUGAGCCAGAUGUAAUUUAUGACCUUUUUGAAAAAGAAAAGCUGCCCAGGCUCCCAUUUUCCAUCGAUCAGAAUGGGGUUAUUUAUGUGACUGACCCAUUGGACAGGGAAGAAAAGGAUACUUAUUCUUUCUUUGUGGUCACAAAAGAUAACAAGGGAGAACUGGUGGACAAGCCUCUGCACAUUCAUGUUAUUGUGGAAGACAUUAAUGACAAUCCCCCUGUGUGCCAGCAGGCCCUCACUGUAAUUGAAGUUCAAGAAAAUGAAGAUGAAGGAAGUAACAUUGGCACCCUGUUAGCUACAGACAUGGACGAGGAGGGCACCCUUAACUCUCGCCUGCAGUUCAAAAUUGGAAGUCAGGUUCCUGCUGUUCCUGCAAGUAAUCUGUUCUUUAUUCAGCAAGAAACUGGGAUUUUGCAGUUAACUAGCCGUUCAUUAAACAGGCGCAUUGCAUCCAACUAUUCCUUGAAGGUGCUGGUGACAGAUGCAGUAUUCCAAACAAUCUGUGACGUGCAAAUAUAUGUCAUCGACAUCAAUGAUCAGAUCCCCAUCUUUGAAAAAUCAGAUUAUCACAACGUGACUGUUGCAGAAAGUCUCCCGGUAGGAACAGUAAUAUUAGAAAUUCAAGCUACCGAUGGAGACGAGCCUGCCACAGGGAGCUCCUACAUCAUUUACCAAGUGAAGGAAGGAGAUCCAAACAACACGUUCAUCAUAGAGACAGAUUCUGUCACAAACCGAGGAUUCGUCAAGAUUAACAAGGCUCUUGACUUUGAAGCAGCUUCAGUGUACAACCUGGUGAUCAGCGCCACAAACCCCGAACCGUUGGUGCCAGGCGUGCAGUACAACUCAAGCUCCCUUACCUUGUUUAAAGUCUUCGUAACAAAUGUGGACGAGCCUCCUGUUUUCCACAAGACAGUUUACAAAGCAGAAGUGUCUGAAGACAUUCCUGUCAAUACCCUGGUCAUGACGGUAGAGGCCUAUGAUCCCGAGGGGGAUACUGUACGAUACUCCUUAGAAGGUGACGUGAGGAAAUGGCUGAGAGUUAAUUCAGCCACUGGGCAGGUAUACACUGCUUCCACUUUGGAUCGAGAACAACAAGGAACAUACACAGUUGAGGUUGCUGCAUCAGAGCUAAAAAAUGCAGCUCAGAAAUCCAAAACAACCUUGAUACUACACUUACGUGAUGUGAAUGACAACCCUCCACUGUUAGCUAUGGAUUAUCCUCCUUUCUUCUGCCACCCGCUCCGUGGAGGAGAGAGAGCUUUCAUUCAAGCUGCUGAUGCUGAUGAACAGUGGUAUUAUCCAACAUUUACUUUUUCUCUCGCGGAUGAUAUGAAUGCAAGAAAUAAUUGGGAAAUCUCAAAAAUCAAUGCUACUCAUGCUUACCUUUCUCCGAAACAUGCUAACUUUGAAGAGAAGGUGUAUAAUGUUCCAGUAAUAAUUAAUGACAAUGGAAAACCACCUUUGGAAAGAAAAGUAAAUCUUAAAGUAAACAUCUGCAAGUGUUCAAGUGAAAAGUCAUGUUUUAUUGAAGUACAGCGUGACCACUCCUGGCCAAGCACUGGCCAGGCAAUUGGGAUUCUUACUGGGGUCCUGCUGAUCAUUGGUUUCAUUAUAGGGAGUGUGUUUUUUCACAUGAGAUACAAACAGAAAAAUGAAAAGAAGAGCCAUCAGAAAGAUGUAAAGGAUAAGUCUGAACUCAACAGACUGGCUUAAUGACUGUUUCAUCAAGAGACAAAUAUGACCUUUGGGUUGGGAAGGAGUGAGCUUGGUAGCUCCCAAAGCCCAGAAGUGUACUAUCACAAAUUGAGGAUACAAACAUACAAAAGCAGGCUCCCAGGGUUUUGUCUUCACUUUUGUAGGCAAUACUAUUCAGACAUGAAACAAAAAACAUACGUACACUUCAGCAGCAGCCAUUAAUGAGUAUAUCAGCUUUGACUGAGGUGUUAACUCAUGACAACACCAAAUGCUGAGCUCCUGCAAGGAUCAAUACAUGGGACCAGCCUUCGUUGUUUGGCAGCUGAAGUAAAUAUGGACUUUCCAGAGGACUACAUUUUAUCUAACGGCACAUCUUUGGCUCUUUCCAUGUCAAUAAGUUACUGAAUAGCAGAACUUGGAAUAAAGUCCUGUGCUACAUUUGAAGAUGUCCCAUGAAGUUUCAGGAAUCCCUCUGGAUCUCAGCAAAGGAACUCCCAAAUUUACUGCAAUCUAUAAUCUGCCCUGGGUCAUGCCUGCUUACAUUAUGCUGGUGAAUUUGUGCUGGCAAUAU